Molecule: messenger RNA, 8602 nt
Organism: Cydia pomonella (codling moth)
Lineage: Eukaryota; Metazoa; Arthropoda; Insecta; Lepidoptera; Tortricidae
Exons: 12
Coding region: 436-4095 (1219 amino acids)
Biological process (GO): protein phosphorylation; cellular response to growth factor stimulus; BMP signaling pathway
Cellular component (GO): plasma membrane; signaling receptor complex
Molecular function (GO): transforming growth factor beta receptor activity; ATP binding
Source: RefSeq, a predicted model, not a curated record
GCGAGGUGUUUGUCAACAUUCUAUCGAUCCAUAUUUAAAAUUUAAGACUUCUCACUAACUGCUUACUAUUCUAACAAAAACAAAAUUAAACUAUUCGGGAAAAUCACUUAAAUUAUUUCAAAGGCGUAAAAAAACAGUGUCAGUGACAACAAGCGAAUAUUAAAAACUUACACAGUUGAAAUCUUCUAUCAACACACAAAAACUACAAAAGAAUUUCUAAUCAGAGUUUUAAGUGGGUUAAGAGACCUUAAUCCUAAUUAUUUUUCCAGCUAUUGCUACGAAGUGAAAUAACUAGUGAAUAGCGAAAACCGCAAAGUCACCAUGCCGUGCUGAAAAAUCAAUAAAAUCUGCAGUGUUGCGUUGCUAAGUUUUCGUAUUAAAUAUGCACCUAACAACCUCGUGCGGUCUCAAGAUGCUACGAUUUGAAAUUUGAGAAUGGAAGGCUUGUUCGACCAAAGAAUGACGCCUAUUAUAAAGUGUGUUGUUUUGUUCUUGUUUAUUUUUACGGCGAGGGCUCUAACUUCGAGACCGCAAGAGCCCCAGGAGAGUAAAAACAGCAUCCAGCAAGCAAAACCUUACCAUUAUGUCCGAACUUUCACUAAAUACCAUCACAGGAGAACUAUCCAGUGGAAUAAUAAUAAUAACAUGCAAGAUUACUGGCCAGUGACCCAUGACGGCCAUGACCAGCCAAAAGUGGUUGGUAAAAGGAGUGUUCCAAAUUUAAAAGUUGUUGAUGGUAACUGGCCGAUCGUAAGGAAAAGAAUAAGGAAAAGGAGUGUGAGCAUUCCAAAUUUGAAUGAAUUUUCACCAGAUUCAAAUUCUGCCAACAUAAUAGGUGAUCAUAAUGCCAUAAGUCCGGGUAGUCCUGCUAAACUAGAGAAAUCUAGUAGGAAUGGCUUGUCGAAUGAUGUCAAGAAAGUUAAAGAAAAGACGGAGUAUCCAACUACAGUCAGCCCUAAGGUGUGCUUGUAUAAGGCCAAUAGUAUUGCCAGAAGUACAACCAGCUACAAUGAUGAUAAGAAUGCUCAGAACACUGUAGAAAAUGAUUUUGAUACAGACAUACGGGGUGAAAUAAAAGACUCAGAACUGAAUGGUGAAGCAGUACAAUUGGAACAGUGUACAGACCCACGGGCCAUCUGUUACACUCUCUGGCGUUACGACAAGGCUGGCAACAUCACUGUGCUCGGACAAGGAUGCUGGAAGGCGUCAGAGAGCAAAGUAGACUACUGCACCCGCCGUAACACGAGAGACAUCAACGCUACCUUCUGCAGCUGCAGCAAAAGCUACUGCAAUGCGGAUUUUACUUCAAUACCAGAAGAAGUAGUAACUCCCCGCGCGGAGUCCACGGUCCGCACCGCGUCCGUGCAGCCCAACUACUCCAACGCCAUCGCGUCCGCCAUGUUGGCGCUGGCCGCCAUCUUGGUCAUGGUGCUCGUGCUGAGGAAGUUCUACUGCAAACGGCAGGAUUUGGAGAAGGAUUUGAGUGAUGAGAAACAGGAGAAAGGAGGCAUCAUGGGCACCGGGCCUGAUGCUUUAGCAACCGGCCUGUCUUGCGUGGAUAACCUCACUCUUAUAGAACAUAUCGGCCAAGGCAAAUUCGGCUCAGUUUGGCGCGGCAGUCUAGGUACUAUGCCAGUUGCUGUCAAGUUAUAUUCAAGCGCCAACGCAUGGCAGAAAGAGGCAGCGAUAUAUGCGCUCCCUCAUAUGUCACAUCCUAAUAUACUUAAGUACUAUGGAAGCGACAGCCGACCGGCUCUAGAAGGCGGUCCUCGCUCGCAGCUGAUCGUGGUGGAGCUCUGCGAGCGCACGCUGCGAGCUCGCUUAGAGGAAGCUCCUCUGACGUGGCUCGAGUUCGCUACUCUCGCACACGGGCUCAGCUCCGCGUUGGCACAUCUACAUACUAGCACGCCGUCAAAACCAUGUAUCGUGCACCGCGACGUGAACAGCUCCAAUGUGCUUGUGUGCAACGGACAGGCUCGCCUGGCUGAUUUGGGACUGGCUCAAGUUUUGCAUAGAAAUAAAAGGGCCAAUGCCGCUGCUCUCACUGAGGCGGGCACCCUCCGCUACCUGGCGCCGGAAGCGCUGGACGGCGCGCUGGACCUGGACGGCGCGGGCUGGGCGCUGUGCGCGGUGGACGUGUACGCGCUCGGCCUCGUGCUGUGGGAGAUGCUGUGGCGCUGCGCCGGCGCGCACGUGGGCCCCGCGCCGCCCCACGCCGUGCCCUACCACGCCAUGCGGCCCCACAGGGCCACCAUGCAGACGCUAGUAUCCCGGAACAAGGCGCGCCCGCCGUUACCCAAGGGACCGGUGCCGGAGGCGCGGGCGCUGAAGAUCGCCAGCGACACGUGCGACGAGUGCUGGGACCAUGACGCUGAAGCCAGAUUAACAGCAGUGUGUGUAGAAGAGCGUAUGGCUGAACUGAAAGCCAUGCUGCAGACUCAAGGGCCCGUCAUUCACGACAACAAUUUGCAUCCGCAUCACCCAGGAGACCCCUCGAACCCCGCACCGGAGGCCGACAAGAACUCCAACUGCACGUCCACUCAGACCUGUGACGUCACCACCCCCCUCCUCUACCCGCACCCGCACAUCGGCCGCAACGCCUGCAUCGAGCGCAACACGCACACAAACACACACGACACGCACACACUCAUACAUAAAAGCCUAAAAGACAUCACAGUGCCCGCCGACCCUCCUAGGGUCAACAGUGAACAGUGCCUAUCUGUGGCUCGACCUUCUCAUAGACAGAUUCUGGACUAUGAAAACUCGGACAGAUUGAACGAGAUCCGAUCUUAUCAAAGACCUUUAGACUAUGUCCCUAAUGACGUAAGCUCCCAUGACGACAGGGGACCAAAACAAACUAAUCUACUACAAGAAGUAAAAGUUGAAAAGCCUAAAUGGGGCAUAAGGAAGUUCUUUGAGAAAAAACUGAACAGAUCUAAAGUUGAAACUGAAGUUAAACUGGUACCUGAAACGACCAUGACACAGAACAGAACUAAGACUUCCAUAGUCAAUGAGAAACCUAGCAACAUAUUCAGGCCUUCAAAUCUAGUUAUUAAUCAGGAUAGAAGUCCAUUUAAUUUUGAAGGACCUUGCACUUUAUCUCCACCAAAUAGAACCCUUUCUCCCACGAUGAUGAUAGAAUCUGAGAUGCGGACUGAAAAUAAUGUCUUCGGUUUCAAGGAGUUACCGACAAAUGAAACCGAUCAACCGAAUCAAGUCUUCGCUGUUAUUGUUCCAAAAUCAAAGCCUAAUUUUACUAAUUUGAUUGAAUUAAAAAAACGAGGAAGUUCAGAGAGCAUUAAUAAAAAUUCAGUCCGUACUUCAAUGUCAUCGCAAAGCAUUUUCAAAUCUGGAAAUUCAGAGUCCGAAGACUCAACAGUCAAGAAGAGACUUAGCUGUGAUAAUAGAAUCAUCACUAAUUCUAACAGUGCUAGUUCUUCGAGAGCUAGCAUCAAUUUAGAACUUCAAUAUAUCGACAAUCCAACUCCAAACUUCACUGGGAACACAAGCCCAUUUGACCUAAAUUCCGACUGUUCUUCAAGUGAAGAUGAACAUCUAAUGCUUCUAUCUGAAAACGGGGGCUCAAAAAUAACCAUGCAAACCAUAAAACCUGAGGAAAAAAAGAAAUACCAGAACGAAGUCUUAAAAGAAGCGAGCCAUACAAAAACUGACUUUACUUUCAACAAAUUUCAAAAUAAAUAUACUAACUUUGAUAAUGAAUUUAGCGACCCCAAUGAUAAAGAGAACUUAGUCAACGGCUACAGCGGAGAUAACCCUGUUUACUUAGCAGCUUUAAAUGGUGAAAUCGAUACAACUGACUUGAAAUAUGUUGAAGAAAAACCUAAAUCACCAAAGCCAUCCUUGAAAAACUUGACUAUAAAGCGCCAACAUUCUUUAGAGCAAGUUAGUGAGAUAUUUUCAUCGUCCGGUGACAUUCAUCUUCAAAACCCAGCGGGUAGAGUAAAGACUCCCGGAGAUUUGCCAGUAGCUAUCCGGAGAGCUAGGAGGGAUCGGGCCUUACAGAAGGGAAGAGCGAACGAGUGCAACAGACUCAGCCUAUAUGAUGAUAGGAUGAUGUUCGGAAAUAGUUUGUAAAACCACUAAAUGUAGUUUUGUACUUGUGACGUCAUUUGGUACCUGACUGACAGGGUGUCCCAAAAGUUAGGCUAAGGCACUGAUUCCUAUUUAAUUCGGGUUGGAUUAUUUUUAGGGUUCAAAAUAUUACACUAUGUAUACAGGGUGUCCAAAUAGUUAUGGCAAAGCCACUAAAUAAAGUUAGUCUAGGCUGGAUCCUUUUCAACCUAUUUCUUGGCUUCGUUUGCCAGGAGACAUCUUUCUUCAACCAAUAUGACGUCACUUAAUAGUUUACUUUAGAUUAAAAAUAAGGCUUUUGAAGAACUCACGGCUACUUCUCUCUCUUAAUACAGAGAGUAAGAAAAAGCUAAACGGCUCGCGCUAAACUUGAAAACAUGUGUCAUUUUGUUGCAUUUGUGAAUUUUACUGCAUUUUUAUUUUAUUAAAAUUGGUGCCUGAAUUUAUAAGAUACGAUUCUCAUUACUGAUAUAAUUUUGCUCACAAUCGAGCAUUAUAAUGUAAAUUAAGUUAAGAGUGAAUUUUCAAACCAGUAAUAUCUAUAGUUGUUAAUCUAUUUUUCUUACAAAUAAAUAUCGUUCUGUGACCCAAAUUGUCGAAUAUUUAAUAGUUUUUGGAAAUUCACUCUUUGUCUCUUCUCUUUGUCUUGGUGAAUCAACUAUAAUACCAAUACUACUCCUGAGGUCCAGAAAACACAUAACUUAAAUACACUUACCUAUUUACUAAACCUUAAAAAAAUAUACUAUCAUUAUCAAAAACUACAGUUAAUGAUUUUUUAGGGUAAUUGGAUAGUGAAUAUAGUGACCCAGAGGACAAAAAUUGGUCUUUAUAGUUGAUUCGCUGAUGUAUAAUAAAAAUGUAUACAAGGCGAUACCUCACAUAAAAUUUAAGGAAAUCUUAACUGUACUUUCAAUGUUAGGUGUAUUUCUUAUAAUUUGCAACAUAAUUGCAUUUACGUAUAUGAUUUAAAUUAAGUGGGUUUAAAAAAUCACUUAAAACUAAUUAUAUUUCUAAAUAUCAUCAUUUUUGGCGAGAAUAUAAAAAAAUGUGCUCAACUCCAAAUUAAACUUGUCUCAAACACAAAAACUUUAAUUUUAACACAGAUUUUCAUUAAAAUGAGUACAUUAGAUAUGCUAGGCUGUCUAAAACUGAUUUUCGAUGCAUUUUUUUCAUAUUAUGUAUUAUUGACCAUGGUUUCAGUAAUUACUGCCUUACCUACAGACAAAAACAAUCCUUAAUACUAUUUUAUUAAGUUAAUGUGAUCUUUAAUACGUACGUAGUUUAAGUUCCUAAUUCGCGCCAUGUUUUUGUUCGAUUUGUUAAGUUUCUUUAACGUUUAAAGGUGUGGUACUGUCAGUUUCAGAUAUAUAUUUAUUACAAGUAUAAGUGGAAGUAUAACUUAGAUUACCGGACACGUAAUCACAAAAGAAUUUAAAUAAUAAGAGACAGGAUUACAUUUUUUUUUUCGUCUAUAAGGAUAUUUCUGUUACUGACCAGGACUACAUGACCUGCUCUAAUUUUAAUUACAAUAAAGGCAAUCAUUUAACAAUGUUAUAACGCGUUUUAAGUUUUUUACGGGCAUUAGGCUAAGUUUUGUUUAUUUUUAAAGUAUAAAUAAACCAAUCAUUCCAUUUUAUACAUAAUAAAAGCCGGAAAUAUUACUGUAAUAUUAAAAUUUUAUUUUAUUAUACCAAAUAGACCUGUUUUGUAGAAUAUUUCAUGCAUGUCGAAAUGUUAUAAUAACAUUAUACUAAACACAAAAUAUAAUACUGUUAAGUAUUGAGUUCAUUGCUAUUCAAAAAAAUCGCUAACAAAAGUAAUUAAUUAUUUAUUUCUUAGUGAUAAAAAUGCGAUAUUUUUUUUAAUCAUUGAUAUAGUAUGUAAUAUUGUUAGGUAAUAUAAUAAAUAAUGAACACAUUUUGUAUUACGGAAGUAUAUGAAUAUUGUAUAAACAUUUAGUAUUUUCUUUGCAAAAUUCUUGUCAUUGAAUGUAUUUAUGUAGGAAUUCAAUACAUUUUUGUAUAAUGGAGCCAGUAUUAUAAGACAUGAAAUUAAAGAGGAUUAACCUUUUUGAAUGCUAAUCUAUUUAAUUCGUUACGUUCGUAAUAGAUUCAAACCAAGAACAAGCGGGCAUCUCGCUCGUUUUUGCCCAGAACGUGCAAGUUGUGGAAUGAGCUAGCUUCUGAGGUGUUUCCCUUGCGCUAUGACAUGGGGUUCUUCAAGAAACAGGUAAUUAGGGUUCUCAAAGGUUGGAAGCCAUAUGUGGCUCCUCCGAUGUUCCUUAUGUCAAUGGGCGGUGAUGACUGCUACCCAUCAGGCGGCUCGUCUGCUCAAUUAUAUAAAUAUAUAUAUAUAUAUUUGGGUCACGGGACAAUAUUAAAUAAAAGUUAAACAUUUUGUCUUUUAAUUAUUCCUUUUGCGUCUUAGCUACAUUAUUAGCUGCAAUAAUAGCGUAGAUUUCAUUGUUAUAGAUCUACGUUUGAAAAUUUAAAAACUAUCUUUCGACCACUUCGGUAUCUGAUUGUAAUGACACCUUAAUUCUGUCGAAAGAAAUAAAUAUAUGUAUGUAUAUAAUACUGGCUCUAAAUCUAAUAUGUACACCAAUAUCUAUUAAAUAUUAAGUUCAUUCACUUGGACGUUAUAUUUUCAAAUAUAUUCGAAUUGAUGAAAUAGUUUUGAAUAAGCAAAAAUCGAUUAUAUUGAUGUUUGAGCUGAAAUUAUUGGAGUGAAAGUAUUACGGUUGAAUAUGCGAGUUUUAAUGUAUUUAGAGUGCUAAGCAUCAAUUUAAUGUAUACAUUAUCGUAAAAGUAUUUCGGUAUACAGUGAUAUUCAAAAAGAUAGCAAAUACUGAAGUUAUAUUUGGGUCAUUUUAAUUAAAGUUUUACACAAUACUUUUUUUUACUUGAGGAUUUGACUUUAGGUUUCGACUUGUUACACUAUGUAUACAGAGUGUCCCAAUAAUGAUAGCAAGGUCAGUAAAUAAAGUUAGGCUGGAUCCUUUUCGUAAACCUAAUUCUUGGUUUCGUUUGCCAGGAGACAUGUUUGUUCAACCAAUAUGACAUCAUUUAAUAGUUUACUUUAGAUUAUAUAAAAAAGAUUAUUUAAACUCGGAAUUACGAGCUGUUCCGAUCUUGAUAGGAGAAAUAAAGUGUAACAAGAUGUUUAUUCCAUUCAGUUACCAUUUUUCAUUCAACUUUGUAUGACGAUAAUAGAAUGCAAAGAACGAAAAAUUUACGGAAAUACGGGAACACUUUUUUUCUCCUAUUAGGAUCGAAAGAAGUUGUGAUUCUGAGUAGAAAAAACAAAUUAAAUCCUAAAUCUAAAAAAAGUUAAAUCCUAAAUCUAAAAAAAGUUUAAGGUGCAACUUUAAAUGGCCCGUUUAUACAAUUACGAAUUCAUUUCGGGUAAUCCCGAAAAUUUACUGUAUUAAGCAUUAAGCUGAUUUUACGGCUUAAGCUGAUGUUUCGGAGAGCCAAGGUCUCUUUUUUCGAGCACUAACAGUGCGAGUAGCGUUUACGAGUUCAAUUCGAAUUUACUGUAUUAUUAUGAAAUAAGGGAUAAUUUUCUGAAUUACAACCAAACAAAUAUAAUAGAUGUACCUACAACUAAAGAGCGAACCAUAAUCUCGAGUGCUGAAUUGGAUAUCAUUGUAUAGAAAAAAAAGAUAAUUAUCUAUUUCGAUAGUCAUUGAUAUUUUGUUAGAUUCCGAAGUGAUAGUGCGAAGGUACAAUUCCCAUUUAAACCAUUUGAGAUAACUUUAUUAAAUAUCUUUCUUUGGUCCUGGUUUAACUAGUAUGACAUUUUGUUUAAUUUUUUUUAUCAACGAAUUCAGUGCAUUGAACGCACAUAAGCGUUGGCUGAGUUUUAUUAGUGCCUUAACCUUUCAUAUGUGUGUGGUAGUCAAAAAUUGUGGAUUCAAACCUCUUUUGUGCUGAAUAGAGCAUAAAAAAUAUAGUACGUGUCAUCCACGAUGACGCGCAGAUUUGUCAAAACUAACCUUUAAUAACAUGAUAUACGAGUCAAUGCACGCGUCGUCGUGAAUGACACGAUCUAAAGAAUGCAAAAAUAUUUCUAUAAAUUCGGCAAGGCCAUACACAGUCAAGAGGUUAAACGAAACUGUGCAUUCAUAUAAAGAGUAUCAUAUGAAUGUUUAUGUGCAUUAAGGUGGACGCUUAUGUGCGUUAGAGGCACUGAGCAAAGCCGCCGACAUAUCGCGAAAAUUAAGCCGGCAGCGAGUGCGUUAAUACAUUCAGUGCCAGCGCGAGCUACGCGCUGCGAGCGUAGCCGAAAACUGUAGCGAAAAGCGCCAACGAACAGAGAACCCGUCUAACGGGUCGCUGGUACUGAUUGUGUUAAGAAAUCCCUCGCACUCGCCAAUCACGAACCACCGCGAAAGCACGGCUUUGUACAUACCAUAAAAAUGGCGGUAGCUACUUGUAUAGCUUAUUUUUAUUGAAGCUUUGUUGAUAUUAAUUGUGGACUCAAAAUAUAAGGAUUAUGUUUUAUAUAA